GGAGGCUGGGGGAGUAGGUUGGAGCGGGAAGGGGGCUCUUAGGUCCGGGGCUUUGGGGCGUGAGUCAUGGGGCUUGGGCCAUUGGGGCAACCCGGUGCCUGAGCCCGCUGUGACCGCAGAGUUGCACCGGAUAAGGGUUUUCGAACUGUCCAUUGCGCUGAGUGACCCACGCGUGCAGCAUCUUCGGUCGGAGUCAGGACAUCUCAGUAGUUCCUUAAGCGGUGGGUUGGUAAAAUUCUUGAAGGAAUAUUUGCUGUGACUCUGCAGCUGGUGCAAAGGAGGAAGGGGAUGGGGGAAGGAAGUGGUGGGGGGGAGGAGUGGUGGUUUAAAAAAUGAGCCAAGCCAGAGAGAGAGAGAGACUCAGACGCAGAGGCUGAGGUCGAGCGCAGGCCGAAAGCUGUUCACGGUUUUCUAGACUUCUGGGAACGUGGUGGGAUUUCCUUUCUGCGCUGGGUCGGGAGUUGUAAAACCUCAGUGACAUUAAGACCUGAAAAAUGUGAUGCGCCCUGUCGGUGGUGACGCCUCUUUUUGAAUCCACCCUGAACGGAGCCAUUCCGUAGUGCCAUCCCGAGCAACGCACUGCCGCAGCUCAUCUGAGCCUUUCCAGCAAGCCUGUUCAAGAUUGGCUGUCAAGAAUCAUGGACUGUUAUUAUAUGCCUUGUUUUCUGUCAAGACACCAUGAUUCCUGGUAACCGAAUGCUGAUGGUCGUUUUAUUAUGCCAAGUCCUGCUAGGAGGCGCGAGCCAUGCUAGUUUGAUACCUGAGACGGGGAAGAAAAAAGUCGCCGAGAUUCAGGGCCACGCGGGAGGACGCCGCUCAGGGCAGAGCCAUGAGCUCCUGCGGGACUUCGAGGCGACACUUCUGCAGAUGUUUGGGCUGCGCCGCCGGCCGCAGCCUAGUAAGAGCGCCGUCAUCCCCGAUUACAUGCGGGAUCUUUACCGGCUCCAGUCUGGGGAGGAGGAGGAGGAAGAGCAGAUCCACAGCAUUGGUCUGGAGUACCCUGAGCGCCCCGCUAGCCGGGCCAACACCGUGAGGAGCUUCCACCACGAAGAACAUCUGGAGAACAUCCCAGGGAACAGCGAAAACUCUGCUUUUCGUUUUCUCUUUAACCUCAGCAGCAUCCCAGAGAACGAGGUGAUCUCCUCUGCAGAGCUUCGGCUCUUCCGGGAGCAGGUGGACCAGGGCCCUGACUGGGAGCAGGGCUUCCACCGUAUAAACAUUUAUGAGGUUAUGAAGCCCCCGGCAGAAGUGGUGCCUGGGCACCUCAUCACACGACUACUGGACACAAGACUGGUCCACCACAAUGUGACACGGUGGGAAACCUUUGAUGUGAGCCCUGCGGUCCUUCGCUGGACCCGGGAGAAGCAGCCAAACUAUGGGCUGGCCAUCGAGGUGACUCACCUCUAUCAGACACGGACCCACCAGGGCCAGCAUGUCAGGAUUAGCCGAUCGUUACCUCAAGGGAGUGGGAAUUGGGCCCAACUCCGGCCCCUCCUAGUCACCUUUGGCCAUGAUGGCCGGGGCCAUGCCUUGACCCGUCGCAGGAGGGUCAAGCGGAGCCCUAAGCAUCACCCACAGCGGGCCCGGAAGAAGAAUAAGAACUGCCGGCGCCAUUCGCUCUAUGUGGACUUCAGUGACGUGGGCUGGAAUGAUUGGAUUGUGGCCCCACCAGGCUACCAAGCCUUCUACUGCCAUGGGGACUGUCCCUUUCCACUGGCUGACCACCUCAACUCAACCAACCACGCCAUUGUGCAGACCCUGGUCAACUCUGUCAAUUCCAGCAUCCCCAAAGCCUGUUGUGUGCCCACCGAAUUGAGUGCCAUCUCCAUGCUGUACCUGGAUGAGUAUGACAAGGUGGUACUGAAAAAUUAUCAGGAGAUGGUGGUAGAGGGAUGUGGGUGCCGCUGAGAUCAGGCAGUCCUUGGGGACACAUGCGUGCGUGCGCACGCACACACACACACACACACAGACAUUCCCAUCCACUGACACACACUACACAGACUGCUUCCUUAUA
This is a messenger RNA of Loxodonta africana (African savanna elephant), 2014 nucleotides long. RefSeq names its product bone morphogenetic protein 4 (gene BMP4). The transcript is spliced from 4 exons. Bases 679 to 1908 code for a protein of 409 amino acids. Gene Ontology annotation, cellular component: extracellular region. Gene Ontology annotation, molecular function: cytokine activity; growth factor activity. The record is from RefSeq and is a predicted model, not a curated record. Gene Ontology annotation, biological process: BMP signaling pathway. Lineage: Eukaryota; Metazoa; Chordata; Mammalia; Proboscidea; Elephantidae.